UGGCGGCCAGGGCCAAGAAAAUGUACCUAGUAGGCUACAACUCCAAGGGUAGGUCGUAUCGACUUUGGGACCCUUCGGAGCCUCUCAAAAUCACCAACUCCGUGGAGGUAUCGUUCCGUGAGAAGGAGAUGCGCGACGUGAUCAAGCCCAAACUAGGGCAAGAUUUUCUCCCCGCGCCUAACUCAACAUUCUAUCGGCCUGGUCUGGUAGACUCUAUCGAAGAAGAAGAAGAAAAUAACGAAGAAUCAUCCGACGAAUCGGAGCCGGAAGCACCGGCACCUCGCCGCAGCAGCAGGAACUCCGUGGCGCCUCAACGGUUGAAUCUGUUUACGAAAGAACAGGCGUACGAGAGGACCGAACAUGCUAUGGUGACUGGAAGUGACUUCGGCAACCUCGGGAGAGGCAGUCCCGGGGAGGUGGGCUACAUGCCUGCCGAUCCUGCCACCUACGAUGAAGCGAUGAGUGGACCGGAUGCAGCACGCUGGAGAGCGAGCAUGAACGAUGAAGAGCAGUCGCUCUACGACCACGACGUGUUCGACUGGGUGCUUCCGCCCGAAGACGCCCAACUUCUUCCGACUAGGUUCCACUACAGGUGGAAGUACAACCAAGAACAUGUGCCAGUUCGCCCGAAGAGUCGCGUGGUGGUGCAAGGUUUUCACGAAGCUGACACGGGAGCGGAUAAGGCUGCACCGGUGGCGUCUAUGGAAUCUGUCCAUCUAGUGGUUUCCCACGCUGCUGGUUUUGGCCAAGCUCUCAGGCAGGCCGACAUGAAGACGGCUUUUCUCAACUCCAGGAUGUCCAAGAAAGACAAACCUAUCUACGUAAUACCUCCGAAGGGGUUCACGUGCUCGCAGGAGCAAACAAAGCUGGUCUGGCGACUUAAGGCGUGGCUGGCCAAGAAAAUGUACCUAGUAGGCUACAACUCCAAGGGUAGGUCGUAUCGACUUUGGGACCCUUCGGAGCCUCUCAAAAUCACCAACUCCGUGGAGGUAUCGUUCCGUGAGAAGGAGAUGCGCGACGUGAUCAAGCCCAAACUAGGGCAAGAUCCUCUCCCCGCGCCUAACUCAACAUUCUAUCGGCCUGGUCUGGUAGACUCUAUCGAAGAAGAAGAAGAAAAUAACGAAGAAUCAUCCGACGAAUCGGAGCCGGGAGCACCGGCACCUCGCCGCAGCAGCAGGAAUUCCGUGGCGCCGAAACGGUUAAAUCUGUUUACGAAAGAACAGGCGUACGAGAGGACCGAACAUGCUAUGGUGACUGGAAGUGACUUCGGCAACCUCGGGAGAGGCAGUCCCGGGGAGGUGGGCUACAUGCCUGCCGAUCCUGCCACCUACGAUGAAGCGAUGAGUGGACCGGAUGCAGCACGCUGGAGAGCGAGCAUGAACGAUGAAGAGCAGUCGCUCUACGACCACGACGUGUUCGACUGGGUGCUUCCGCCCGAAGACGCCCAACUUCUUCCGACUAGGUUCCACUACAGGUGGAAGUACAACCAAGAACAUGUGCCAGUUCGCCCGAAGAGUCGCGUGGUGGUGCAAGGUUUUCACGAAGCUGACACGGGAGCGGAUAAGGCUGCACCGGUGGCGUCUAUGGAAUCUGUCCAUCUAGUGGUUUCCCACGCUGCUGGUUUUGGCCAAGCUCUCAGGCAGGCCGACAUGAAGACGGCUUUUCUCAACUCCAGGAUGUCCAAGAAAGACAAACCUAUCUACGUAAUACCUCCGAAGGGGUUCACGUGCUCGCGGGAGCAAACAAAGCUGGUCUGGCGACUUAAGGCGUGGCUUUACGGCCUACGCCUCUCUCCGAAAAGCUGGAAUGGGAUGUUUCACCUGUUCCUGCUGGAGAUCGGGUUCGUCCCGAGCACCGCCGAUCCGUGUCUGUACACGUUGAACGGGGGAGAGGUCAUCCUGCUCGUCUACGUGGACGACAUCCUACUUACCGGAGCCAAGGAGGAGCUCGUGACGACCAUUAUCGAACAGAUGAAGGAGCGCUUUGAGACGGUGGACCUGGGAGAAGCAAAGUUUAUCCUGGGAAUGGCCAUCCAGCGCAACCUCGAAGCGGGCACCAUCCUACUGACGCAAGAAGCUUACACCAAGGCCGUGCUUGCUAAAUUCGGCAUGGCUGACGUGCGCGCGACGGCAACGCCGGCCGAGAAGGAGCCGGUUACGACCAAGGAAGAAAAUGCUCUGUCGCCGGAGCAAACUACCAUGUUCCGGUCGGCUACGGGUUCGGUCCUAUACAUCAGCAGGGGAUCGAGGCCAGACAUCUCUCACUCGGUGCUGGUACUCACGAAGAGCAUGGCUAAACCAGGACCGAAGGCGCUUGCCAAACUGAAACGACUCAUGCACUACCUGAAGGGGACGACCUCUUUUUGCAUCACCUACCGCAAGGACGCGCAAGGCGGAGAUAUACUAACCGCUCACGUCGACUCUGACUUCGCAGGCGAUCUUGACGAUCGAAAAUCGACUACUGGGGUCGUUCUUACCCUCGCAGGUGGCCCGGUGGACACGACAAGUGUAAAGCAGACGGUCACUGCCACGUCGUCGGCUGAGGCAGAAUACGUCGCAAUGUCCAAGGCGUGCAAAAUGAUCCUACACUGGCGUCAUCUUCUCAAGACCAUCAAUCGAGAGCAGACGGAGGCUACGGUGUUGUUUGAGGAUAGCACUGCUGCCAUAUCGACUAGUGAAUCGAACAAAGUAACGCAGAAAACGAAGCACAUCGAUGUCAAGUAUCACCACGUAAGGUCGCUGAUCGUUAACUAGGUAAUGGAGGGAAAGAAAAUCGACACCAACCUCCAGAAGGCUGACAUGUUGACCAAGAACCUAGGAACGGUUAAGUUUCUCAACAACCGUCGCCAGCUUCUAGGAAUGUAGUCACCUCCCCUCUUCGUAAUCUUAAGGGUUGAAUGUUGAAGGAAACUCGGGAGAUCUGUGUAAGAGGAAUGUUUUCGCUGCUUGUUGAAAUGGCAGGUAAUGACUAUUUAAUUUUGAGUUGAGAUCGCAAGUACUCGUGAGUUGUUUUCGAGAGGACAUUAUUUUGAGAGGACAUCGAGAGAAGAUUCGAGUCUCAUGUAUCAGAAUGACGUACGUUCUUGAGAGGACAUGUUGGGGUGUUUGCUGUGCAAGACCGACUCUAUUCUGCUGUAUGUGUUUGAUACGGUACUGUGAAGGCGUUCUGUUUUACUGGAACCGUCAGGUGCAGACAGUCCAGGCGUCUGUUUGUGGAUAAUAAAUCACUCUUUUUGUUUUCUCUACCAAGCCUCUACCACAUACGCCAACCAGCGUACUACUGCUGUGGUACCGCCCAACAGGACCCUCACUCUCAUGCUGG
Messenger RNA from Ectocarpus sp. CCAP 1310/34, 3321 nucleotides. Lineage: Eukaryota; Phaeophyceae; Ectocarpales; Ectocarpaceae. The record is from the annotation of a GenBank genome assembly.